GUUUCUAGUUUCACCCAAAAUUGGCUACCUGUGUAUAUUUGGCAGAUAAACGUCGAAAUCGAUCAGUUUGGAACAGCUAAUUUUUAGAAGCCACUCAUCCCAAAAUUAAUGACAAACACACUAGAACAAUGAACGAAGAAGAUGAAAUAAUCUACGAUGAUUCGGGUAACGAAACCAGUGGAGACGAUGUGGAUUUUGCGAUAGACGCCGAUAAUUCCUGCCGAGAAUUUCCAAGCUACGACGACGAGUAUCAAUACGAGGUGCUUUCGACGGAUGAAAUCGUCCAACACAUGGUCGAUUGCAUUAAGGAUGUGAAUAUCGUCGUUCAAAUUCCCUCGACAACCACGAGAAUCCUGCUGAAUUUCUUCAACUGGGACAAAGAGAAGCUGAUGGAAAAGUUCUUCGAUGGUAACCAGGAGGAAUUGUUCAAGGAAGCGCGGGUGGUGAAUCCGUUCAAAAAAGUCACGGCUGUUAAGCCGAGGCUGUUCAACAAAGUGCUGGGAACGGAAGAGUGCGAGAUCUGCUUCAUUGUUCAUCCCCCCAUUCAUAUGACUGGCUUGGAGUGCGGACAUCGAUUUUGCACCCAAUGUUGGAACGAGUACUUGACUACAAAGAUAAUGGAAGAGGGCGUUGGCCAAACUAUUGCUUGUCCUGCCCAUAAUUGUGCUAUUUUAGUGGACGAUGAAACGGUAAUGGAACUGUUAAAGGACCCGCGAGUCAAGCUCAAAUUCCAACAUUUAAUCACCAACAGUUUUGUGAAAUGCAACAGACUAUUAAGGUGGUGUCCCAGUCCGGACUGCAGCUACGCCAUUAAGGUAACUUAUGUGGAAACAAAGCCAGUAACAUGUGAAUGCGGGCAUCGAUUUUGCUUCAAUUGCGGCGAAAAUUGGCACGAUCCCGUCAAGUGCACGUUGCUGAAGAAAUGGCAAAAAAAGUGCGACGACGAUUCCGAAACGUCCAACUGGUUGGCGGCCAACACGAAAGAAUGCCCCAAAUGUAAUGCCACAAUCGAAAAGGACGGCGGUUGCAACCACAUGGUUUGCAAAAACCAAAAUUGCAAAGCGGACUUUUGCUGGGUGUGCUUGGGCCCAUGGGAACCGCAUGGGAGUUCUUGGUACAAUUGCAACCGAUACGAUGAGGACGAGGCGAAGGCAGCUCGGGACGCUCAAGAACUGUCCAGAGCUGCGCUGCAACGCUACUUGUUCUACUGCAACCGAUACAUGAAUCACAUGCAAUCGCUGAAAUUCGAGCACAAACUUUACGCAGCAGUGAAGGACAAAAUGGAAGAAAUGCAACAGCAUAACAUGAGCUGGAUUGAGGUGCAGUUUUUGAAAAAGGCCGUGGAUAUUCUGUGCCAAUGCCGGCAAACAUUGAUGUACACGUACGUUUUCGCGUAUUACUUGAAGAAAACAAAUCAGUCUGUGAUUUUCGAGGAGAAUCAAAAGGAUCUGGAAAGAGCCACCGAACUUUUGAGCGAAUAUCUGGAGCGCGAUAUCACUCAGGAAAACCUGCUGGAUAUUAAGCAGAAAGUGCAAGACAAGUACAGAUAUUGCGAUGGGCGCCAAAUCGCCCUGCUCAAACAUGUACAUGAGGGGUAUGAAAAGGACUGUUGGCUCUACAGUGAAUAGAAUCUAGUUUGUUGUUGAGUACUAAAUUAUUUGAAAGUC
Molecule: messenger RNA, 1667 nt
Organism: Dendroctonus ponderosae (mountain pine beetle)
Lineage: Eukaryota; Metazoa; Arthropoda; Insecta; Coleoptera; Curculionidae
Product: E3 ubiquitin-protein ligase arih1l-like
Exons: 3
Coding region: 129-1628 (499 amino acids)
Biological process (GO): ubiquitin-dependent protein catabolic process; positive regulation of proteasomal ubiquitin-dependent protein catabolic process; protein polyubiquitination
Cellular component (GO): nucleus; ubiquitin ligase complex; cytoplasm
Molecular function (GO): ubiquitin protein ligase activity; ubiquitin conjugating enzyme binding; zinc ion binding
Source: RefSeq, a predicted model, not a curated record